UAUGAAUACUAGAACUGAAUUAAUUACUAAAUCUGCAACAGAAAUGGUUCUUUCUCCUGAUGACUGUUAUAUUGAUGCAAAUGCUAAAUCCCAUUCAGAAGGUAGACUUUCAAAGGCUGAUUCUGUGAAUGAUUUGCACAUUACAUCUGUAGUAGAAAAUGAUUUAUCCCACGUUUUCUGUUAUGAUGCAGUUUUAGAAAAUGUUUCUCCAGAAACACCCACUGAGCAUCCCUUUACCAAUGAACCUACAUCUGAUGCUAAAUUUACAAGACCAACUCAUUCCUUUCCUGAUGACAGCCUGAAUAUAAAUACUACAUAUGAAAUGGUUUCUUCUCCAGGCGUCAGUUAUAAGGAUACAGUUAAAAAACCUGCUUCAGAAGGUAAAGGAUCAAAAGCCGAUGCACGUUUAACAGAUAAUUCCGAGAAUUACUUAAAAAUUUUAUCUUCAAAAGGCGGGGAUUUAUCCCAAAAUGUCAGUUGUUCUAAAAUAUCCCCAUCAAAAACUAAUGCUUAUGAAUUGCCCAUGGAAUGUCACUUCAUAAAUGCUUGUGCUUCUGAAGUUGAAUAUACGAUUGCAACUAUUUCCCACCCUGAUGGCAAUUUCAAUCGAUGUACCACUUCUGAAUUAAACCCUGAAUCAGCAAAAGUGAUUUCUUCUUCUGGUUCCAGUUAUAAUGAUGCACUUGAGAAAUCCUCUUUAGAUGGACAAGGAAUGAAUGCCGAUCCAGGCUCAUUUGAUAAUUCCGUGAAUAAUCUCGAAAUUGAAUCUGCAAUUGACCGGGAUUUGUCCCUAGAUGCCAGUUGUGAUCAAGUUUCAGAAAAGAUAUGUUCAGAAAGAGAUGUCAGUGGACUGCCUGUGCAAUAUGACUCUAGUAUUACGUCUGAAUCAGAUGCUGAAGUAACGACGAAAGCAUCAAACUUUGUUCCUGAAAUCAAGUACGAUGAAGUCGUAGUUAUAUCUUCGCCGAAGGGAAAGGGCGCAUAUUCUGAUGAAACACCGUUAAAAAGUGAUACAAUAAUUGCUACCGCAUCAAGCGUUACACUUGGAAAAGGAUUGGACUUUCUACCAGUUCUUAGUAGAAAGGAAAUUUCAAAGAGGAGCUCGACGUCUCGUAUUUCAAAGACAAAAGUCUUAAAAAAUGUUAUUCUGGAUUUGAAGAAUGUCUCAAAACAGAUCCACAAAACUAUUGAAAAGAUUUCGUCAUUGUCUACUUGUGCCAAAUGCGGCGCUCCUUUGCAACGUAUUUGUAAGUCAAAGACUUGUUUGGAACCUACUGAGAACGCCGGAGACAUGGCUAUUCAAUUGCAGACAGUAUCAAAAAGUAUUAUACUUGGUUUAUUCAUUAUAAGUUAAGUCAUUAAAGCAGGGAAUUUGUGACA
This is a messenger RNA of Parasteatoda tepidariorum (common house spider), 1380 nucleotides long. NCBI's taxonomy places the organism in Eukaryota, Metazoa, Arthropoda, Arachnida, Araneae, Theridiidae. The record is from RefSeq and is a predicted model, not a curated record.